AGCAAUCAUCUGUGAGGAAACCACUGAACCAAUAAGCUAUAUAGUCCUAAACUGUUCGCUACUAAAGUAUUAACUACAGUAUAUUUUUAAAAACGCUGUGAAAACUAAAAUAAAGUUACUCCAUCGUACCACAGAUUUGCAGCCAUGUAAGUCCUUUGUGUUACGAAAGCACACCUUAAAUUGGUGUAAUAAAAUGUCAAUUUAGACACAGUCCGUUUUUUACUUCUAUCUCGGUAACAAAAGUGCGUGUUUGCGCACGAAAACGGCGCAAAAAUGACGUUAGCCUAAAUAAUUCGUGGGUGUCUACUUGUCGAAGCGGACGUGUACGUCCCCUCGCUGUCAGAGCUCGUCUCCAACUAGAUAAUUCGUCUUUGAGUUCAAUGAGUGGAGAGUGGACAUGAACUGAAAGACUGGAGAUCAAAGCAAGCACAGACGGCUUGGAACCCCCCUUUUUAAAAAAUAUUUCAGCUGGAGUCAUAACGAAGAUGCAACGAUGACUCAGCCGCAGGUGAAUGAGUUCAUUCCUCCUCCCGAGUGCCCUGUUUUUGAGCCCAGCUGGGAGGAAUUUGCCGACCCUUUUGCGUACAUCAACAAAAUACGACCAAUUGCAGAGAAAACUGGUAUCUGCAAGAUCCGACCACCGCCGGAUUGGCAGCCACCGUUUGCUUGUGAUGUCGACAGACUUAAAUUCACACCGCGAAUACAACGGCUCAAUGAGCUUGAGGCUCAGACCAGAGUUAAACUCAACUUCCUGGAUCAAAUAGCAAAAUUCUGGGAGCUACAAGGAUGCAAACUGAAAAUUCCUCAAGUGGAAAGAAAGAUUCUGGAUCUGUACCAACUGAAUAAGUUGGUGAACGAAGAGGGUGGUUUUGAUGCAGUCUGCAGAGAACGCCGCUGGACUAAGAUUUCCGUCAAGAUGGGCUUUGCUCCAGGAAAGGCUAUUGGCUCCCAUCUGCGGGCACACUAUGAGCGAAUCCUCUACCCAUAUAACCUUUUCCAGACUGGAGCCAAUCUCCCUGCAGCCACCUUGACCAACGACACUAAAGAUAAGGAGUACACCCCUCACGACCUGCCGCAGCGCCAAUCUGUCCAGCCCCAGGAGACCUGCAGCAUUGCUCGCCGAGCCAAACGAAUGAGAUCUGAGAGGGGCUAUGUCAAAAGUGAACCCAGAGAAGUUUGUGAGACUCGUCCCAACCUGAGGAGGAGGAUGGGAACAUUUGUUGCCAAACCAGAACCUGUGAGAAUGGCAGUCACUGAGGUGAAAAAGGAGCCCAUUGAUCACAAGGAUACAACUGAAUAUGAAGAAACUAUAUUAGAUAAAAUUAUCAAACCUCCGGUGAAUAAAGUGGACCACUACAUGUGUCUGGUGUGUGGCAGUGGAAGCGCUGAGGACCGCCUGCUAUUAUGCGACGGCUGCGAUGACAGCUAUCACAUCUUCUGUCUCAUCCCUCCGCUCCACGAUGUUCCCAGAGGCGACUGGAGAUGCCCCAGGUGCCUGGUUGAGGAAUGUGGCAAACCAGCUGUUGCAUUUGGCUUUGAGCAGGCCAGCAGGAGCUACACCCUCCAAACUUUUGGAGACAUGGCUGACUCCUUCAAGUCUGAUUAUUUCAAUAUGCCAGUUCAUAUGGUGCCUACUGAGCUGGUGGAGAAGGAGUUCUGGCGUCUAGUGAGUACCAUCGAGGAGGAUGUGACUGUGGAGUAUGGAGCAGACAUCGCCUCCAAGGAGUUUGGGAGUGGUUUUCCCGUGAGAAACGGCCAUUUUGAAGUUUCUCCUGAGGAUGAGCAUUACCUGACCAGCGGCUGGAACUUGAACAAUAUGCCGGUCCUCGAUGCCUCGGUGCUGACUCACAUUACAGCCGACAUCUGUGGCAUGAAGGUACCCUGGCUGUACGUGGGCAUGUGUUUUUCCUCUUUCUGCUGGCACAUCGAGGACCACUGGAGCUACUCCAUAAACUAUCUUCACUGGGGUGAGCCUAAGACGUGGUAUGGGGCUCCUGGUUAUGCUGCAGAGCACCUCGAAGCGGUCAUGAAGAAACUAGCUCCUGAGCUGUUUGAGUCUCAGCCAGACCUCCUUCAUCAGCUGGUCACCAUCAUGAAUCCCAACACGCUGAUGAACAACGGCGUCCCGAUUUAUCGCACCAACCAGUGUGCAGGUGAGUUCGUCAUCACUUUCCCCAGAGCUUACCACAGUGGAUUCAACCAGGGUUUCAACUUUGCUGAAGCGGUCAACUUCUGCACAAUGGACUGGAUGCCCCUUGGCCGUGGCUGUGUGGCUCACUAUCGCCAGCUGAACAGAUACUGUGUCUUCUCCCACGAUGAGAUGGUUUGCAACAUAGCCAUUAAAGCAGACACGAUAGAUGUCAACCUGGCCGCCACUCUGCAUGAGGAUAUGGUUAUCAUGAUCCAACAGGAGAAGGAACUACGAGAGAAAAUCACUAAAAAGGGUGUGAUGCAGUCUCGACAGGUUGAUUAUGAGGUGCUCCCAGACGAGGCGCGGCAGUGUUUCAAGUGUCUGACCACCUGUUACCUGUCUGGCAUCACCUGUGCCUGCAGUCCUGACAAGAUGGUUUGCCUGUACCACACCCAGAACCUCUGCUCUUGUCCUCCUAUCAACCUCACACUCCAUUACAAGUUUACACUGGAUGAGUUGUACCCAUUGAUGGCAUCUGUGAAGCUGCGUGCCAAUUCAUAUAAAGACUGGGUGUCUAAUGUCCAGGACAUUGUGGAAAACAAAGGAACCAAGAAAAAAGGGUUGGAGGAACUUCACAUCCUGGUAGAGCAAGCGGAAACAAAGGCGUUUCCUCAAAGCAGCCUCCUAGAUCAGCUGCGUACAAUUGCCUCAGAGGCCGAUAAAGUUUCUGUGACGGCACAGCAGCUUCUCAACGGGAAGAGGCAGACGAGGUACCGCUCUGGGGGAGGUAAGUCCCAAAGCCAGAAUGAGUUAACUGUGGAGGAGCUGAGGUCAUUUGUCAAACAACUGGACAGCCUGCCAUGUAACAUCCGACAGGCUCCUUUACUGAAGGACCUUUUGACUCGGGUGGAUGACUUCCAGCAGCGCAGUGAACGCCUCCUUUCUGAUGAGUCACCCAGCGCGCUGGAACUGCAGGACCUGCUGGAUGUGAGUCUGGGCCUGGACGUGGAGCUGCCGCAGCUACCCCUUCUCAGAGAGAGACUGGAGCAGGCUCGAUGGUUGGAGACCGUUCAGCAAGCCAGCAGUCGGCCGGACAGCUUGUGUCUGGACACGAUGAGGAGGCUGAUAGACCAGGGUGUGGGCCUGGCCCCUCACAGCUCUGUGGAGAGGGCCAUGGCUCGUCUGCAGGAGUUGCUGACCGUGUCAGAGCAGUGGGAGGAGCGAGUGCUCAGUCUCCUGGAGGCCAGGCCAUAUCAGGGCAUAGAAACCCUUGUAGCUGCUCUGCAGGAAGUAGAAAACAUCCCUGCUUAUCUGCCCAACUGUCUGCAGCUGAAGGAUGUCGUCACCAAGGCCAAAAAAUGGCUCCAUGAAGCUGAAACACUGCAGCUUGGGGGACGUAUUCCUGUGCUCGACAUUCUCUCUGAGCUGGUUCUCAGAGCAGAGGGCAUCCCAGUGAAGCUCGACCCGCUCAGUCGACUGGAGGCCCUUGUCAGUGAUGUCAAGAGCUGGAAGGAGACGGCCGCAAAGACAUUCCUAUUGAAAAACUCCCCUUUCUCACUUCUAGAGGUCCUCUGCCCAAGGUGUGACAUCGGAUCUGCACAUCAGAAGUCAAAAUCUAAAAAAGUGAAAGAAGCUCCACAGAUCAUUAAAAAGACUUUAACAAAACUGGACUCUUUGUGUGAUGUAGAGAGAGCUCUCUCUGAGAGUAAGGACUCUGCCUCUGCUAUGACCACUCUCGCAGAGGUGCGACAGAGGGAGAUGGAGAUCUUACUGUCUCUGAGGUCUUCAAACGAGUCCAAGCUCCUUCCUGCUGAAAGCUGUUGUGCACUUACUGUUUGUGUUUGCCAAAAGCCUCCCUCAGGAGCCAUGAUGCAGUGCGAGCUCUGUCGAGACAUUUUCCACUGCGGGUGUGUUACAACAACCGCAGAACUUGAGUACGGUCAGGCCUGGCUGUGCCCGCUGUGCCAGCGGUCGAGAAAACCACCCUUGGACAAAGUCCUGCCCCUGCUGGCCUCCCUUCAGAGGAUUCGUGUCCGACUGCCAGAGGGCGACGCUCUGCGGUUCCUCAUCGAGAGGACUGUGAGAUGGCAGCACAGAGUCCAGCAAGCCUGCGCAGAUGGAGUACUCGAGAACGUGUCAAAGAUGGUGAGAGUUGGACCUAGAGAGUCUUCACAUUUGCCUCAGGAAAAAAAUGGGUCAGCUUUUUAUACAGAGCACAAGUCUAUUCCGCUCCACGGACUUAGUCCUGAGCUGGAGGAGCUGAUGGUGGAGGGAUUCCUGCUGCAGGUCACUCUGCCUGAGACUGAGCAGCUGUACAGAUAUCUACUCUACAAACUGGUCCCCCUGCCCUCACAGAGCCCUCCCUGUGGGAACAGCACAGAACAGGACCAGAAGUCUCCAAAAGGGAGCCCUCAACACAAGAAUGGCGUGUCGAGCCUGAAAAAGGAGGCCGUGAAGAGUCAGAGCAAGCGGACCAAGCGACGUAAGGACAGCUCCGAUUCUCAGCACAGCGAGAAGGCCAAGAAGUGUCGCAAGAAAAAGCCCAAGAGAAGCAAAGAAAGGAGCGAAGAAUCGAAGAGAAGCGGUUCACCCACGCACACGUCGUCUGACCCUGCUCUUUCAGAUUCAGAAGAGGACUACUCGCUGUGUGCUGCACCGUGGUGCAGAGAGCCAGAGGGUGAUGAGGUAAACUGGGUCCAGUGUGACGGCAACUGCAAUCAAUGGUUUCACCAGAUCUGUGUCGGCCUGUCUGCUGAGCGUGCGGAGAAGGAGGAUUAUGUUUGCAUAAGCUGCACACAGCCAGAAUACAGCAGAGCAGAAUAAAGACCAAAAAGUCAUGUUGAAGGAUGAGCAGAUUUACUGCAGAUGCUGCAGCACUUAAGUGCACACCUGAACUCUGUGUGUCCUGCGGCUUCUCCCCUUUACCUUCUGGCUUGCCCUCAGUGAACAUGGUGCUACUUCUUUUUCCCCAGAGUUACUAAAGACUUCUGUCACUGUUUUGUUUUGUUUGUCACAUGGCUGGGUUUUCAGCCAGUCAACUAAUCCUUUCUGAAACUUUCCAAGACUCAAUGCAGAUGUGGUAACAUGUUUCAAGAACCAACAGCGCAGGGAUUUUUCAACCAAAAAAUGUCAGUUUGGCAUUUUAGAACCGUUUGUUUUUCUUUUACAUGCAUCUGAACAAUGUGAACCUUAUCUUUUUUUUCUUGUAGAGUAAAUAUUAUUUAUCUAAGCAAUAGCUGAACAGAUUAAUUGAAGGUUCAGUUUUCACCUGAGCUAUAUUUGUGCGUAGAAAAACUUUGAUAAAAUGCCUUCCUAAAGCAAAAACCCUGAAGAAUUCACUUUAUGACCCUAUGAUACACAGUUCACUUCAAAUUUGUGUACACGUCAAAACCGAAAUGGAUCAACGAUCCUUUCACGAACCACUGACUUUGAUAUAAAGUCAGGUUUUCCUUCUGCGAUGUCUGCAGAGGAAAGUAAAAGUCCUGGAUCCCAUAUUCCUGCUGUUGGGUGAGACUCAAUUAAAGCCACAAAGUAAGAAUGAACUGUCCGACAUCAAAGGAAUGUACAUGUUGUUUUUUGGGUGGAUUUUCCCUUUAUGGCUGAGGCUGAUAUAUGUGUUGGACUUAGAUUUAACACAGACUGUGUGAUUUAUUUUGCCACGGGUAUAUGACCUUUUUCCUGCUCCUUUGGGUAAAUAAUAUAAUUCAUAUGUUGCAGUUUGCAUUAUAAAAUAAAACGUUUGUUCCUGUA
This is a messenger RNA of Neolamprologus brichardi, 5881 nucleotides long. It is a transcript of the gene kdm5ba, whose product is annotated as lysine demethylase 5Ba. NCBI's taxonomy places the organism in Eukaryota, Metazoa, Chordata, Actinopteri, Cichliformes, Cichlidae. The record is from RefSeq and is a predicted model, not a curated record. Gene Ontology annotation, biological process: regulation of DNA-templated transcription; chromatin remodeling. Gene Ontology annotation, cellular component: chromatin; nucleus. Gene Ontology annotation, molecular function: histone H3K4me/H3K4me2/H3K4me3 demethylase activity; DNA binding.